ACAUCGCAGUCGGACAAUCACAUUGUUACCCAAGCUUGUACAGAUAACGGUCUUGUGCAGGCGGUCUUUUGAAUAGUCAGGUCCAGGAUUUCAAGGGAGGAUUUGGGAAUAGAACAACAUAACCAUGGGUGAGUCCAAGCGCACCCUUGUGACCAUCUACAUCUUCAAAGGACUCGGAUUCCUGUACACGGUCGUGACAUAUCCUUUCCUGGCGUACUUUGGCUACAGGAACCUUAGGGAAUCGAGUAAAAUCAAGGCCAGGCCAACAGGCGAUUCAUCAGACACGCCAUACAGAUGUGUCCAGUCGUUCGACAAACUUACCACGACACUAUGGGACGAGUGCAAGACAGUGGAUGACCUGUUUACGCGGGCGGUGCGGCUCUUCAACGAUCAGCCGUGCCUCGGAUUCAGGGAAUGUUUGAGUGAGGAAGAUGAGAAACAGCCAAAUGGAAAGGUCUUCAAGAAGGUGAUCAUGGCGAAUGAGUACCAGUGGCUGACCUACGCCGAAGUCAAUACUCGUGUGACCAACUUGGGUAGUGGCCUGAUGGCCCUGGGUCUCAGCCCCAGGAGCCGGGUGGUCUUGUUUGCUGAGACCAGAGCAGAGUGGAUGAUUGCUGUGCAGGCCUGUUACAGAUACAACUUCACAGUUGUGACGCUUUACUCGACGCUGGGCGACGAGGCAGUCAUUCACGGAAUCAACGAGACUGAGGUCACGCACGUCAUCACAAGUAACGACUUACUGCCCAAGUUCAAGAGUUUACUCAGCCACAUGCCCAAGGUGAAGCACAUCAUUUACAUGGAGGAAGGCAAGAAGCCCGAUACGGACGGAUAUAAAGCUGAGAUACAUUCCAUGCGAGCUGUGGAGCAGCUCGGACAGAAACCAGACAAUUUAUUGUCGCCAGUUACCAAGCCCACCAGAGAUGACAUCGUGAUCAUCAUGUACACCAGCGGCUCGACUGGUCUGCCAAAGGGUGUGCUGAUAACCCAUGGCAACAUGAUGUGCGGCAUGUCCGGGCAGUGUGAGAGAAUACCUGGAUUAUGCCCUAACGACAUCUAUAUCGGCUACCUUCCCCUGGCCCAUGUGCUAGAGUUGACCGCUGAGACCUCCUGCAUCGGCCACGGAACACGCGUGGGCUACUCUUCCCCGCAGACGCUGUCCGACCAGUCGAGUAAGAUCAAGAAGGGGAGCAAGGGAGACUCGACCAUCUUGAAGCCAACAUUGAUGGCUGCGGUGCCACUUAUUAUGGAUCGUCUUUACAAGACGGUGUGGGACAAAGUGACGGAAGGUGGUCGCUACCAGAGGGCGCUGUUCAAGUUUGCGUACGACUACAAGUUGAAGUCUAUCAAUCGAGGACUGGAUACGCCCAUUCUCAACAAGAUGGUCUUCAAGAAGGUACGCGCCAUCCUCGGCGGCCGAGUUCGUCUCAUGUUGAGUGGAGGCGCGCCACUGUCUGCCGAUACCCAGAGGUUCAUGAACAUAUGCUUCUGCUGCCCUGUCCUUCAGGGCUACGGACUGACAGAGACGGUCGGCGCUGGGACUGUUGCGCUGGCGUGUGACUAUAGCUGCGGCCGUGUGGGUCCUCCUCUCACUUGCAACGAAAUCAAGUUCCGUGAUUGGGAAGAGGGUGGCUACAGGACGUCAGACACCCCAAACCCCCGUGGCGAGAUCCUGCUUGGCGGUGGUAACAUCACCAUGGGAUACUUCAAGAAUAAGGCGAAGACCGACGAGGACUUUUUCGUGGAGAACGGCCAGCGCUGGUUUUGCUCUGGUGAUAUCGGUGAAUUUGUGGAAGACGGUUCACUCAAAAUUAUUGACCGCAAGAAAGAUCUCGUUAAGCUCCAGGCAGGCGAAUACGUGAGUCUGGCAAAGGUGGAGACUGUUCUCACCACGAUAUCCAUGAUCGACUCCGCGUGUGUCUACGCAGACAGCCUCAAGAUGUUUACGGUGUGUCUGAUAGUACCUAAUACCAAGCACAUCAAACAGCUUGCCAAGACCCUGGGCUUGGAAGAGUCGACCCAGUUUGAAGCGCUCUGCACCGAUAAGAAAAUUGAGGAGCAUAUUUUUAAGAUCGUCGCGGACGUUUGUAAGAAAGCCAAACUCCAGUCGUUUGAAAUUCCAAAGAAGAUACACCUGUGUGCUGAAAUGUGGACACCGGACAGCGGGCUCGUUACAGAUGCUUUCAAACUCAAGCGCAAGGUUAUACAACAGAGGUACCAGUCGGAAAUUAAUCGAAUGUACAUGACCAAGGGUUGAGCUGACCUCUGAUCUCAAUUAGGAUGAAAUGACCCAAUCGCGUUGCCCCAUUCUGAAAGCUCUGUUCAUCAUUACCAUCAGUGUUUGAACUUUUGUGCGUUUUGUGGUGUUUUGUCAAAGCUCUUACUCAUCAGAGUACUUGUAUUGUUGACCACAGGCAAACUGAAGGAGAAAAUGAAAAAUGCAAACGAGAGGUUUCUGUAUAUGAUAAGGUAUCGGGGUACAAUUAUAGGCCAAGUAGAAUUAUAGCUCCUGCAGUGUAGAAUAGAGCUGAAAGUACACUUUAUUACACACACAGAGGCUAAAAAAAUAUUGUACCACUCUACCUUACCUGUUGUUGCUCAGAGUAAUGUUAGGAUGAAGUGACCAUAUUGUGUUGAAAAGUGCCGGCAGUACACACGAGUACACACAGAGGCGAUAAUUGUACUACCUUACCUUAUAUGUUGUUUUAAACAUCAAGUACCAGGAGUGGAAGCUGAUCACAGCAGCUCCAACUUAUUCUUUGGCGGAGCCCCAACUUAUUUUUGACUCCGUCACCCAAAAAUACUGUGUGUAAAAUUUCCUAUUAAUUGAUCUUAAAGUGUGAUACCGCAGCUUUGACCAGGAUUCCUUAUUGAAUAUUCCACUUAUUCAGGACUCUUAAUUAGUUACUAAUCAUUCCAAGUUAUGUUUGUUCCGUCAUUAUUUAGUCAGUGUCAUUCAUGUCCUUUGGUGAUAAAUCUUUCGGCAACCCAAAUGCCAUAUAAACUUGGUCUUCAACGAGCCAUGGUUUUGCAACACAGCCUUUAUACCAGGUGGCAGCCGUCAGUUAUGUCAAGAACUGCCACCCUGCAGGCCACAUCACUCGCAUAGCUUAGUUAGUCGGUUGGGCCUAUUGCCUCCCUGCAGUGCAUUGUGCAUAUAGUUUGCACAAAAUAUGAUAAAAUGAGAAGUUUAAGGUAUUCAAUGAAAUGAUUAGUAAACAGUUUUGGUAUCAAAUAUGCACAAAAGCCUUCGAUGAGACAAAACUACGUCAUUUGAACGUUUCAAAAAGUAAUAUCAGCGGUGUAGGAAUACGAUUUAAAGCAUGGUGAUCCUCUGUACAGGAUAGGUUAAAACUGACAAAAUUGAAACCCCUGCUAUGGAGAGUGCUAGAUUAUGUUCAUCAUCAACCUCGUUCCCUAGAUACAGGUAUCCCUGGAAUGAGGUGAUCAUGUAAAUUUGUAAAGUUCAUGACAGGUUUACUCAAGUUAAAAUUUUACAAAUUUAUGGUAAAACUUAGUCAUAUUUGAUGUAAGCUACAUAAUGUACUUUAAAUUUAUUAUAAUUUAUUCAUUAAUGGAUGUGUUAUAGCAUGACAUUUAAACCGAACAACACCGUCUGUGUAUCACCUGAAAAUUUAUGCCACAAGGAAACUGCCUUUUGUUGCUUCGCUGAACACUUCUACAAGCUUCAUUACGUAAAAUGUAUUAUAACUUGUAAUUUCAGGGCCGGUUUUUCAAAAGCACAUAAGUAAUGUUAUCCCUAAUGGCUGCAUCAAGUAUCAUUAAGGACGUUAUCUUUUUCAGUUAAACCCAUUGAAAUUUUCACGUUAAGACUUCAGGCCUCAGUUAAAGCAGACGUGUUUUUGAAGAACCCAGUCCUGGCAGUUAGCUCAUUCAUUAGAUUUUUCGUCGUCGUUGUACAACCCAGACUCAACUGUAUUUAUUUGUGUACAUUGUAUUUUAUACUCUACACACCUAUGUUAUCUCAAAUUAUACCUUUGUAGUCAUACUGUUUACGUUUAUUGACAUUUUUUUUCCUCAAACUUUUUCUCGCAUAUCAAACACAUUAAUACUAGUCAGAAAAAUCUGGCAGCUCUUUAAUGGUUUAUUAGAAAAUGACAGUUUGCUGGUAUUUGUUAUGUGGUAAAUGUCUGCAAGAUCACCUUAAAGUGAUUUUCAUACAAGCAAAACAAUGCCCUUACUGCACCUAAGGGUGUCAAAGCAGUUAAUGAUUCAUCAGGUCAGACACAAGUUUCUGAAUGGCGCCCUAUUGCAGGCCCUAUUGUCCACAUAUUCAUCAGGCCGAGUCUAGCUGACUGAACUGCGCUUAUAAACAGGAAAUGUGAAGGUUUAUUGAAACCUUGGUUGUGCGAAAUUCCCUUUAAAGGGGGACUAUAGGCAGGAGCAGAGAGGCUAAUUAAGCCAUCGUCGGGUGACUAAUAUACACAGAAAGGGCCCUGGGUCAUGUCAGACUCAGCACUAAAUAUAUUCCUCGUACGAGAAUGAAUCAUUUCGACGUACCGUGAGAUGUGAGAGACCCCUAUUAGCGACUUUAUGUAACUUUAUCUUGCCUGCCUAGCUGCUGCCUAUAUUGUCUCUUUAAGCAGUGAUGGACCUGGAUAACGUCUGCAAACUGUGUUAACUUAAAGAAGAACCCACCAGAUACCAAUAUCUAACAUGACAUUGUACUUUUUGAGGCACUUUGUAAUUAGUUCACUUGACUCGAUCUUGGCAACUCUCUUGGGCAUUCCUAUUGCCGUAAUUGCCGUUAUUUAUUAUCACUGUACUCGGAGGCAUUAUUUCAUGAGCUGUAAAAAAUGCUUAUUAAAACCAUUUAGACUUGACGUACCCAUUCUUUUGGGUAAAUUGAAAGAUGCUGCAUAGGACAUGGUUUAUUCCCUUGUUUUUAUGGGAUGUUGGUCUUCAAGGGCACUUGAUUAAAUAAACAUAUUAAUUUAGAGACUUAUUUUGGCUGGGGGACCAAUAAUGAAUUUGUGGUGCCAGCAUUUUACAUAUAAAUGAUGGUUUCCUGACGACAUGAUUAUGAAUGUAGAAUUCAUUUAAUUGACAGUGAAGGGUCAUUUUGAUAAGGGAGCAUAUCAGAAUCAUUUUGAAGCCAAAAAUACGAAUGUUUUUUCGGCUUCAAAAUAAUUUUUACAUGCUCUUUAGAUGUGUAUUGUAUUUGACCAAUGCAAUGUUCAUGUGUAGUAUUAUUUUAACUAUCUUAGGUCUUCAAUGAAAAUUCUCAAAUCAUCUGAAUGUGUUCAUCUAUCAUUAUGUGCAUUGUAACAUAAUUAAUUAAUUAGAAAAUUAAUUGAUAAGAAUUAAUUAUCAUGAGUAUCAUUGCUGUGUUUUGAAAUGAAAAUACUCUUCGUAGAGCUGCUUUCAAUAGGUGCAAUUGAAGCUUCUGAUUUGGUGCAAUAGUGACUGAAAUUUGAAGAUACAUUGUAACUAAUUUACAGGUAUUCAUUUUAUGUACAAAUUCUGCUUGGUCAUCUGAGAAAAAUAUCAAAUAUCUAUAUUAAAAAAUGCGCCAUUUUUGCAAGUAAAUAUUGGGAGUACGCAAUAAAUAGAAUUAGUUUCUGUAGGUACAGAUUUUGAGGCAAAAAGCUGCUUUUGGAGUAAUCUUCCAAGAUUCAAAAUUUCUAAGAAGAUAUGCAGCACUUCCCUAAAGUAAGAUUUUGCCCCAAAAUUCAUACAUACACAAGCUUUAAAGUGAUACUAUGAUGUGAUUUACAACUUUGCGGAAAUACAUCCGUUUUUAAUUGUUGAUCACAAAUGUAAAGCUCAAAUUUUCCAUUUUUGAUUAGAUUUAUUAUAAAAUCGCUGAAUGUAAACCACCGCGACCGCGAAAAUGUUCAUUUUGUGACGUCAUCAACAAAAACGUCGUCGGCGUAGCGAAAUUUCAACGGCAUCGAAGCGAGCCGUCCAGGCGGGAUUAAACCAUCAAUUUCUAGAAAAUGUGCAUGUCGAUUCGAAAACCUUACCGAUUUUUGAGAAAGUGACGUAGUCAUUUGUCAAAAACAGCUAAAACAUUAUAUGGUGAAAUUUGACACGAGUUACCCUUUAAUCAAUUUAUGGUGUACUCUCAAUAUUUUCUUGCCAAAAUAAUCAAGCACUUUCAAGAUAUUUGCAAUUUUCCUUGGACGAUUCAGCAGAAUUUGUUCAAAAUCUGGAUGCCAAUGAUGACUCUUAAAUUGGGUAAAGCAUGACUGCCUCCCACCUUGAUCAGAAUUAUACCUCAUUAUGAAAGAAUUAUUGGAUUGAUCUUUCUUAUUUCAUGCUUCUAAUCCUUAUGGUAAACUGUCAGGGCCGAAUUUACGAAGGGUGUUUAAGAGUUAAACGCGUGUAAAUUCUACAUAAUCAGUUUCAGGGCCUAAUGCGGUUUUCAUGAAGAAACCCUGCAAGGCCCUGACUCUGUCUAUUCAGACAUUAAACGCUGUUUUAAGCUAAACACCCUUUGUAAAUUCGGCCCCAAUUGUGUAAUUUACCAUAUCCAAAUAUGAAUCAGAUUUUUCGUGUAUUCAAAAGUAAACAAAAUUGGUGUGUGUGCCAGUUCUUGAUUGGUAGGUGUUGUGGCAGUCCUUAUAACCACCAGGUCUCAGGACAAUCGCGCCUUGCUUUUAGUUUGGCUGUAGUACCAUUGCCUUGCGAUUAACCGCCUUUUAAAUAAAGGCUUAGCACAUUAGUCUAACUGAACUCAAUUGGUUCUGUGGAAAAUAAUAUCUUGUUGGUCAAACGAAAACAGCUUUUACUCUGGCUGUAGUACCAUUGCCUUGCGGUUAACAACCUUUUAGAAUGAAGGCCUUUCCAAUGACCAUUUCGAUGUGCUGAACCUUUUGUGCUGAAGGGUGAGUUUGAUUGCGAGGUUCAUUUGGAUGUAAAUUUCAUGUCACCGUGUUGUAUACGUGACCCGUCACAGCAAAACCAGGCGCAUGUUGCACAGAAGAUGAGCCCAAAUGACACCAGGAGAUAAUGGAAGAAAUCGAUGUGCUCAUAUUUCACAAAAGGCAGACAAUAGAGAAUUGAUCAAACAGUCCGUCUCAACCUGCCAAGCUCGGAGCGACAUGCGCCUGGUUUUGCUGUGACGAGUCACAUAUUUGUUGUUAAAAGUAUGUAUGUAAAUGAUCUCAACCUCAGUAUCAAACAAACAUAUACAUGACUGUUAAUGUACAUGUAGUAAAUGACAGCCAUGUAAAGUGAAACCUGUCACUAUUAUCAUUUUUGGGUCUAAUAUUGUAGUUUCACCGCUCUCGGACCUGUUCUGAAUAUGAACUCAAAGCUAGAUAUGGUCUUUCAGUACCAUUCAAUAUGUGACCCGCCAUGGCAAAAUGAGUCGCAUGUCGCUCCGAGAUUGACAGGUUGAGACGGACUGGUUGUUCAUUUCACUAUUGUCUGCCUUUUGUGAAGUCAAUAUAUAUCAAUAUAUUCUAUUAUGUCCAGGUGUCAUUUUAGGCUCAUCUUCUGUGCGACAUGCGACUCAUUUUGCCGUGGUGGGUCACAUAAGUUGUCCAUUGGCCAUGACGUCAUGUUCCAGCUUUCCUAGGCCCUCUCUUUCGAUUUUGAAGUUUUUAAUCAACCGGUCUUACAUCAGUGAAACAAGAGUAUUUGCUAGCUUUUGGUACAUUGGUGCAAUUAUCGCCAAGCAAGUGUUCAUUUCAAGUUUUUCAAGACUUGAUUUUGUGAUUGAUUGGGUAUUGAAUGCUCCUUGAGCGGGGAAUCCAUCAUGGCGAUGUUCUCACGAUGGGCUUGUGAUAGGGCGUUAUCAGUCCAAUAUCUGGCUACCACCUGUCUGAUGGGUGUGAUACUUGCGAUUGAAUAGCGAAACUGUUAUCUGAAAUAUAUCCUGUAGCUUCAAGAAGUAACUAUCACUACUUCAUCUCAUACCUACUGCAAGCCCAGGGGAAUUUUUCUAUAUUAGAAUAUACACCAAAACAGAUAAAUGUGAUUGGCCCACCAGGUUGCACCCCCUGAAAUUGUAAGACCUUUGCUAGUCCAAUCAUAUGUAAAAAUCAAAAUGCUGGAUCCCUGCACUACUCUGUGGAGCCAGGAAAUGUGUUGACAGGUUCACUCUACAUUUUUAUGGUUCCAUUCUCGAUGUUUAUCUUUAUUAUGGUUGUGUGUGAUCAAAUAAAGUAUUCCAGAACUCGA
Messenger RNA from Lineus longissimus, 8148 nucleotides. Its product is annotated as fatty acid CoA ligase Acsl3-like. Gene Ontology annotation, biological process: neuron differentiation; long-chain fatty acid metabolic process; long-chain fatty-acyl-CoA metabolic process. Bases 125 to 2254 code for a protein of 709 amino acids. NCBI's taxonomy places the organism in Eukaryota, Metazoa, Nemertea, Pilidiophora, Heteronemertea, Lineidae. The transcript is spliced from 13 exons. Gene Ontology annotation, cellular component: endoplasmic reticulum; plasma membrane; lipid droplet. Gene Ontology annotation, molecular function: long-chain fatty acid-CoA ligase activity. The record is from RefSeq and is a predicted model, not a curated record.